UGGCCGACUGCCACGGAGUCGUGAAACCGAGUACAGUGCCCUAAAGGAGCAACUGGGAAGCUCAUGGAAGACUGGUCCGAAAGCUUUGUGGUGAACGAAGCAGAAGCCACCAUGAUGUACAACUGGCUCUACGGCCAGAGAAGAAGCCGACGAAACGCAACGGUCUCGGUGUUCAGCGAUCCUUUGAUGGUCGAGAGUCCUGAAGAUAGCACGAAGUGGUGGUGGCAGCUAUUCUCCUGGUUGGACUUGAUCUGGAACAUCAUGACCCUUGUGUUGGUGGCGAUCGACACCAUCUUUCUCCCCGUAUCUUUGGCCUGGCCUUCGCUGGUCCAGACGGGGAGCUUUUGGUUCUUCUACUACGAGGCAACUCCUUACUUUUGGAUGAUGGAUAUUGUCCUGGCCAUCACGCUGGCAUUGACGGAUAAAAACGAUUGCCGGAGUCGUUUUCGAUCUUACAUGUGCCAAGCGUUUCCGCGCGAUGCUUCGGUGGUCCUGGUGGACAUUUUUCUGAUUUCGGGCUUGGUCGAUGAAGACUUCCGGCUCUUCACCAUGCUUCGCCUCCUUCGGGCACUGAAGUUUCGGGCCGUCAUGAGCAUGUUUGAGAAUCGCUUGGCGACCAGAGGGAAUAUGGUCUUGGUUUAUUGGUCCACGAUUCUUCAAUCUGUUAUGUCGAUUUUGGUGGUCAACCACAGCUUGGCGUGCGCGAUGUUUUACAUUGGCCGCAUGGGAAAGCUGUGGGGUCAGCCCAAUUGGAUUGAGACCUACGAGGUGGAGAAUCAAUCAGAUGCGAUGCAAUACAUGACAUCGUUCAAUUUGCUCAUCGCGCAGUACACUCCUGCGCCAUUUAGAUACCGAGCUCAGAACGAAAUUGAGCAAGCCGCAAUUUUGGUCAUCAUCUUGACCUGUUUGCCACUGCUGGGUGCUCAGAUUGCAAAGAUCACUGGCACCCUAAAUCUCAUGAACGAGAAGGCCAAGGAGCGAGACCACGUGAAACGAGACCUGCAGCGCUGGUUGCACAAAACCAAAGUGCCCAGUCAACUCAACCAGCGUAUGCUCGCCUCGCUGGAGGAUGUCUUGAACAGCGAUGAGUCGCCAUUGGAGGUGAAAGAUCCCAUGGCCUUGCGCUUUCUGCCCAGCACCUUGCUGGACGAACUGCGGGUGGUCAAGACAGGUCAACGACUUGCUUCUCAUCCGCUCUACAAGAUGCUGAUGGAUGCGCGGCUCUCGGCUGCGGGGAACCUGGUGGCGGCCUUCCACAGCGAGGCUUGCGUCAUGGGGGAACCGCUCUUCAAAUGUGGCGAUCGUGCCGAAGGCAUGUUCGUCACUGUCAGCGGGAGCUUUCUGCUGAAGACGCCGCAGGAUGAGAGUGAUGUGGCACUAGAGGAGUCUGGGAAUAAUAGCCAGAUCCGAUCAAAAAGCCUCAUCUCAGCCCUCAGUGAGAUGACGGAUGUGCGAGAGGGUUUUGUGGCUGAGUUGAGCCUCUUUAACGAGCUGUCUCAUUCUUCGCUGUUCACGUCUGUGACCUAUGCCAAAGUGCUGAAAACCACGGCGAAGGACUUCUUGAAGGCCAUGCACAAUUCGCCAGCAGCAUUGGUUGCCAUCCACGAAUAUGCCGUGGAAUUGCUGCGACAAGCGAAACGCAAAGGAAAGAUCAAGGACCGCUGGGAACUACUGGAAGACCACUGCAUUGAAGAUUCUGUCCGUAUCACACAACUCAGCGAACUUUUAACUCCGGGCUCUGGGAAGAUGCACGACUUGAAGGGGAUGGAGGUCAGCAACAUCUCCGACUUUGUGGAGCAAACUCUCCAAUCGCCGCUGCCUUCUCCAGAGGAGUUCCAACUGGGUCUGAAGGAGGCCUUUUCGGAGCUGAAUGAGUACCUUGGAAUCUACGCACAGCUCAAUCACCAGGAAGAAGCCAAACGAGCGAUACUUUCCAUUCUUUCGGCCAUGUGGUUGCUGAAGGACGACUACGAGCAGAUGGUGGCGUGUCAAAAAGGGGAGGCAAAGUUGUCUCGCAGUACUUGGACGGCUAUCCAGGAGCUUGUUUGUGUUGAUUUCACCGAACCGCAGUUGGCAGCACUCGUCGUGUUGCUGGGACUUCGCGGCCUGAGCAAAAACUCGGAGUUUGCCAAGUUGUGCCCACCCAGCGAACGUCGAUCGCCUGAAACCGUCCUGUCUUACGCAGUGAACGAACUGCAGAUGUAUCUUCCAUCUCUGGCAUCGCUGCCACCAGAGGGCUCGAACUACGUGGCUUCAACAGUGCGCAUGCUUGGACAAUUCAGUUUUCCACAGUUCCUCCAAGCUGAAAACAACCCACACUCCGUAUGGAUGUUGCAAAGUGUCAUGAAAGUGGAAGAUCCUGUGAUCUUUAAGAUGUUCCUUCUGACACAAGUUUGUGUCCUUUGUGGAGUUACAGGGGCUGUCACUGUGAAGGGCUCAUUGUUUCUGAACGAAAUGAAUGGCCGCUCCGUCUUAAAGACCCUGCAGUGCCUCCAAAGCAUUCUUGCUUCGGAUGGCUCCGGUCCAAAACCUUCGGCGCAAGCGGUCUACUGGAACUACAUGGUGGAACGUGCAGAAGCUUUGCAGCUGAAAGUCCAACAGCCCGGACAUUUGGCGUUGGCGCGUCUGGCCUGUCUCACACGAGCAGUGGAGCCAAAUCAGUUGCGAUCAAUUCAGAAAGAUUGGAAUAGCCUUUCGGAUCGACAACGCGAUGCCUUGUAUGAGAUCUUCCUUUUGGAUGGGCAUCUGCAGAAGGCCUUCCUCUUUCAAUAUCUUCCACUCUUUCUGUCCAAUGCGGUGAGUAACACCGAUCUGGGUCUGAAAAACGCCUUGGUUUUCCUGGUGGAGCUCUACGAGACCCUCCUGAAUCAUCGGUGCCUCACUCACUUCACUGGAUCCACUGUGAAUGUGGAUAUCUUCUCCCUGGCCGGGGUGGCCACGGAAGUGGAGGAUUUGCGGAUGCUGAGACAAUGCUUGGAGCGAGCACGCAUUGUGAAGCAUUUGAAUGGUGUCACUGUGCUCUUGACGAAGGAAAGCUAUCAGAUCAUUUCAGGCCAGCUGGUAGAUCACCGAAGAGAGUCAGAGAUCCUGGAGUCUCUCAGAGAACAACAGAUGCGCAUGGAACGGAGCUUGCAACGUUCCAAGCAGAAUGUUAUGGCCUACAUCUUUUGAGGGUCCUUGUUGAGGCUUCCACGUGGUAUUCCAGAUGACAGAAUCUGGCUGUGUUGGAAUUGUCAGAAUCGAUCUGUCACAAGGCAUGCCGCGGCUGCAUUUCACCGAUCCCGAAUGGGAGGUUGUAAGGUUUACCAAGGUUUAUCCGUGACUUCAGCGAGUGUGACCUCACUCCCGCAGUUUCAGUUGCCAGUUGGCGUUUUUUUCUUGUCAUGACCACCGGACGAACUGCAAAGCAGUUCAACACAUUUCUUCAGGGCUGAAGUGAAAAGAAA
Cladocopium goreaui is the source of this 3446-nucleotide messenger RNA. Lineage: Eukaryota; Dinophyceae; Suessiales; Symbiodiniaceae. The record is from the annotation of a GenBank genome assembly.